UUCAUCUUGUUCAUCUUUUCUCUCUCAAUUGCUUGUCUGCGAUUCUUCUUCUAUCUUAGCUAUAAUCUCACAUGGUAUCAUUCGCCGGUAUUACGAUCUCCGCUUCCGCACCUUUUCUCUGUUUUCACUUUUUCGAUUGAUUCUCCAUCUCCGAGAACUCAAUCGCCAUUUUUUUUUAGGGUUUCCACAUCUGAAACUCGAUCUGUUUUUUUUUCGAUCGACAUCUCUUCGAUCGUCUCAUAUUUGGUCGACAUCUCUUCGAUCUGUUCGUAUUUGGCUGAUUCUCUUCCAUUUGUUCAUAUUCUGUGACUUUCGGUACAAAAUCUCCAUGGCCGCUACAUUGAAUCCCACAGACGAUCCCUCAUCUCCAUAUUUCCUGCACGCGAGCGACAAUCCAGGGGCUAUCAUCGUUGUUGAGCCCUUCAAUGGUGAGAACUACGUUUUCUGGUCCAGAUCCGUCCUCAUGGCGCUCAGUGUCAAGAACAAAGGGGGUUUUGUCGACGGUACUAUCUUAUCCCCCUCUCCGACUGAUAAUCCUACACUCUAUGUUGCCUGGGUGAGAUCUAAUAAUCUUGUUCUAUCCUGGGUUCUUAAUUCUAUAUCGAAGGAAAUUCGACAAUCUCUGUUGUUUUUCACUUCUGCCAGAGAGGUCUGGGAUGAGAUUAAAAAUCGAUAUGCAAUGAGUUCUGGUCCUAGGGUAUUUCAAUUAGAAAAAUCUCUAAGCACCAUGGAUCAGGGUUCCUUGUCUAUCACUCA
This is a messenger RNA of Striga hermonthica, 756 nucleotides long. Lineage: Eukaryota; Viridiplantae; Streptophyta; Magnoliopsida; Lamiales; Orobanchaceae. The record is from the annotation of a GenBank genome assembly.